Messenger RNA from Belonocnema kinseyi, 1317 nucleotides. RefSeq lists its product as uncharacterized. The record is from RefSeq and is a predicted model, not a curated record. Bases 344 to 985 code for a protein of 213 amino acids. Lineage: Eukaryota; Metazoa; Arthropoda; Insecta; Hymenoptera; Cynipidae. The transcript has 3 exons.
CGCGGCUUAACAAAAAGUUAUAGUUAAUUAAUACUGAGAAACGCUAAGGAAAGAGCCAACAAAUUCUGGUGCGCGGGACGAAUUAUUAUUUUUUUCUUAAUAAGUUGUGAUUUUCUGGAAACGCAGAACGUGCAUCAUAUUAUCGGCUGUUACAACAAGGUACACACACAUGAAAGAAAAUUAACGCAAACAAUAGAGUGUUCCUUUUAAGUAUUGAGGACCAAUUGGAAAAAUGAAUAGAAUGGCCUUUAUAUAGAGAGGCAAUUCGGGCAUUGAUUUCACUCGACAUCAGUUACACUCUUCGGGAAAUUCUUCAAGAACCAGACUCCCCUAUUUUGCUAGGAUGAGGACUACUUUUGCUUUUCUCUGCAUAGCCGUAGCAGUUUUCUUUCAAUUUACUGAAUCAAGUAGCGACAGACGACCUCCUAGACCUAGCAACGUACUUUCUCGUCCUUCUCCUCCUCCUCGAUUUGACCCAAGUCAUGUAGAGCACAUCCAGAUUCCUGAUGGAAUUGAAAUUAGAUUUAAUAAUCGAAUCAUUGGAAAAAGGAAUGGGCGUUUUAUUCUUCCAUAUUGUAUUCACUGGAACAUUAUUGCACUGAAGGAGCCCACUCACGAUGAAGUAAGUUUUAAGGUUGAGCACCUUGACGAUGAAGCGUGGCUAAUUGUAAUCGGUCAGUGGGCUCGUAAAGAACAAUUGCGCUGGGUUACUGACAGUGCUGCUGAGACGAUAGUUAUUCUACAUAGGAAACGAAUUCAUCAAACACGAAUGGAAAAGGGAAUCCCCGACAACUUCGAAGAUGAAGAACCUAAUCAUUAUCAAGACUUCGCCAUAAUUGAAACAUUCGACCUUCCUGGGCGCCGCUUUUCUCACAUCACUGUACAAUCCGAUCAAUCUCAAGUGGGUAGGUCUAUUUCUAAUCGGUUCCCUGUUAAUUUGUUUCACAAUUUAAGAAGUGGUGGCUCUCAGAGCAACCGAUACUAAAACAAGUGAACAUUGGUACACAUUUCUUAAUGAUAGAGAAAGCUUAAUUUACUUUAAUACGAAAUAUGGCGCUGGCGUCGUAAUUCUCGCUAUUUUUGAAAUCAAAAUCAGCCACUAGGACGCAAAAUACUACUAAAUAAAAUUCAAUUUAUUUUAGAUAGUAUGGAUGUUUACUUUAUCUUUAGUCUUUUCAGCACAUACGCACGGAAGAAAAAUUUUUUGAGGGGAACGAGUGCAUCUAGAAUAUAAUAUUUUCUAUUUUAUAGGAGAACCGAUUGUAUAAAAUAACUAGAUGUUUGAAUUAAACUAACCAAGCGUUUCGCCUAAUCGAA